Molecule: messenger RNA, 1206 nt
Organism: Episyrphus balteatus (marmalade hoverfly)
Lineage: Eukaryota; Metazoa; Arthropoda; Insecta; Diptera; Syrphidae
Exons: 1
Coding region: 1-1206 (401 amino acids)
Source: RefSeq, a predicted model, not a curated record
AUGCUUAAUAUUUUUCAAGAGCCGGAAAUUAAUGAAAGUGUUUCUAAAUAUGAAUAUCAUACUUAUUCCCCGUAUCAAAACAAUUUUGAACGCAAUGACAUUAUUCAGAUUUCCAUACAACAUCAAAAUCUUGAUGUUCUCCCUUCGGAAAGUUUUUUAUAUAUUGAAGGAUUAUUAUCGACAACAGAUGUAAAAGAAAUUACAAUAAAUAACAAUACAAAACUUGUAAACAAUGCCAUGGCUUUUCUUUUUGAUGAAAUACGCUAUGAACUUAAUGGAAAGGAAAUCGAUUACAAUAGAAAUGUCGGAAUAACAUCAACGAUCAAAAAUUAUUUAUCUUUAACUAAAAAUGAAAGUGAUAUGCUGUUAAACGCAUCCUGGUCUCCUGACUCACCUAUUAGUUUGAAACCAUUUCAAUUUAAUUAUUGUAUUCCAUUGAACAAACUUUUAGGAUUCGCUGAAGAUUAUAAAAAAAUCAUUCCAAAUGCUCGACAUGAUCUUAUUAUCACUCGUGCAAGAGUGGAUGAAAACGCACUGAUCUCUCCAACCAAUGAAAAAGUACAAAUUAACAUUCAAAAAAUACAAUGGAAAGUACCCCACGUAACCUUAUCAGAUUCCAUGAAAUUAAACUUAUAUAAAUCUAUCAAUAAAAAUAACUCUAUGAAAAUUGCUUUCCGAAACUGGGAUCUUUAUGAAUAUCCCAUGUUGCCAAGUUCUGAUCAUCAUAUCUGGAAUGUCAAGACAACAACUCAAAUAGAAAAACCUCGAUACAUUGUUUUUGCUCUACAAACUGGUAAAAAUAAAAAUCUGACUGCUGAUCCUACAACGUUUGAUCACUGUAGUCUAACAGACUUAAAAGUUUAUCUGAAUUCUGAUGUAUAUCCUCAUGAAGACCUAAAUGUUUCAUUUGAAAAGAACAGAUACAGCUUAUUUUAUAGAAUGUACGCAGAUUUUCAAAAAACCUACUAUAAUAAAACUUCUUCAGAGCCUCUUCUUUCCUGGGAUCUAUUCAAAUCACGUGCACCAAUAUUUGUUGUAGACUGCAGAUAUCAAAAUGAAGCAUUAAAAACAGGAGCAGUUGAUAUACGCUUGGAGAUGAGAACAUCAAAGAAUAUACCUGCAAACACCUCAGCUAACUGCCUCAUGCUUCAUGACCGUAUAAUUGAAUACAAUCCACUUGAUCAAGUAGUCAACAGAAUUGUUUGA